Messenger RNA from Polypterus senegalus (gray bichir), 1171 nucleotides. RefSeq lists its product as uncharacterized. The record is from RefSeq and is a predicted model, not a curated record. The transcript has 6 exons. The coding region runs from base 426 to 1040 and encodes 204 amino acids. NCBI's taxonomy places the organism in Eukaryota, Metazoa, Chordata, Cladistia, Polypteriformes, Polypteridae.
ACUGUGCUUAACAUUUACAUUACUCAUCCAUUCAUGUAAAAUUCAGAUUCCCUUACAUUUUGCUGAAUCAAAUUUUAUUUCCUUAUAGCUCUAGAAGUCAGGCUUGGUCUCAUUGUGUGUGUGCUUUUCUCUGAUAUUCUGCCAACUCUGUGCUGGCCUUGUAUACGUGACUUGAUGUGAGUGUGCCCUGUCAUGGACUGGUGUUUUGUCCAAGGCUGACACUUUCCUAAUGGUUGAUCUGUGAGAAUGAGCUCUGGACCCUGCAGACCUGAACCAGAAUUAAUAGGAUAGGAAUCUGGCCUUCGUCUCGCUGCUCAACUCCCAGUAAAGUCUAAUUCAGGGCCAUGUGAUGAGCUUACACCCAGCGCUAUUGGAACAGGCUUUAUUCCUUGUGCAUCCCUGGAUUGGAUUAAGCAUGUCUGAGAAUGAUAUGGGAUGUGGGGAGCUGGAGCCUGUCUUGGGAACAUGGAUGCGAAGAUGGAGUCUUUCCUCACUGGCACACCAGUUCACUACAAGGCACACUUGCACAUACCUAUACUCCAGUCAUGCUAUGCCAGUGCAUCAGGUCAGGCUGUUACUAUCAUAAAGCAAUUUUCAAUUAUAACACAUUACAUAGUAUCUUCUUUGGGUGCCCAGGAGGAAGGACAGGUAUCCUGGUUGGCAUAACAGAAGGUUUCAUACCUGGCCAGGAGGCCAUAAUGGAAGGACCAGGAGAAUGGACUCGCCAGAAGCAGGUCGUUCCCCCACACAGCAUGUGGCAGUAUUUCUUAGGGCUAAACCUGAUUGGGACACCCACAGGGUUGGAUGGGAAAUGGAGUCUGGAAACACAACCCUGUCUUACACAGCUGGUUCUGUUCAAGAUAUUUCAACAAGAAUGGAUCUGUCUCAUAGACAUGAUGACGAAUUACUGGAAGACACAUCACUUCCUGUCCAAACAAGUCCUGCCUCUUUCGUCUCCACCUUUAUUUAAAGAGAGAGAACCCGCGUCUGAGAGACACAACUCCUUUUCAGAACCAACCUUUUUUCAGGACAGUUUGUGAUCAUCUACUCUGAUCACUUUUCUUUGGUCAUCUUUGAUUUUGUUUGUCUUUUAUUAAACUAAAGGGGCUCUGCUCCCUGCUCACUUCGUUCGCCAAACCCAAUGAGGGCCCUACGUAAAAAAUAUUAAAAC